This is a messenger RNA of Hyalella azteca, 2563 nucleotides long. Its product is annotated as protein GPR107. The coding region runs from base 70 to 2079 and encodes 669 amino acids. The transcript has 14 exons. Gene Ontology annotation, cellular component: membrane; Golgi apparatus. Gene Ontology annotation, biological process: transport. The record is from RefSeq and is a predicted model, not a curated record. NCBI's taxonomy places the organism in Eukaryota, Metazoa, Arthropoda, Malacostraca, Amphipoda, Hyalellidae.
AGAAAUAUAAGUUAUCAAAGAACUGGUUUGUUUAAGGAUAUUAAAUUUUGUGUGCUUGCUUAUAGCAAAAUGGCAGAGAUUAGGUGGACUGUUGUCUUCCUCCUUUUCUCCUACUGCUGCCUAACUAGUGCCAAGAAGCAUAAUUUAGAACUCAAGGGAGACAGCAGACAAUAUUUUCCUAUAAGCACUUUUGGUUUCUACCGUAAUGGCUUCCUGUCGGUGGAUGUCAGCAAGUUUAGAGUGCAGCCAAAACUCUCUCCAAAUGAGCUUUUUGGCUUCACUCUUGAAAAGAUGGCCAACCCUUACACGGACCACAGACCCGAGACAUGCGAGCUCUCCCACCUCAAGAUGCAUGAUGUCCUCGUGCAGAAAGUUCUGUUCAUCUUCAACAUCACUGACCUGAAGGUUGUGGUGCGUUGCAGUGAAGACAUGCGAGACCUGCACAUCUACGACGACAUGCGCGAGGUCAUGAAACACACUCAGGAGUCCCAGUCUCUGCACAGGCUGGCUGACAAUGUCCUCUUCUCCAAUAAGAAUAAUAGGGCGGGAUCAUCAUCGAAUGAACCAGUUCCUGUGCAGCCUUUGACCCGAGCGCGACGAGCGGUCAUUCCUAACCCUGACCCUGCAGACCCUACCUCUGCAGUUGCUGCAGACCCUACCUCUGCAGCUGCUGCAGACCUCAACUCUGCAGUUGCUGCAGACCCUAACUCUGCAGCUGCAGCAGACCCUGUUGUUCCAGAAAAUCCCGACACUGGAAUAAUAGCUGACGCAUCUAAAUUUCCAGCCGACAAGCCCAUGCCGAUGUCCGGGGCUGAGGGAGAGGUACCAAUGAGUCGCAUCAACGUUCCGGACAGAAAGUGCAAGGAUGUCACACUCCCAAUUUCCGUCACAAAUGGCUUCUACAAUUUCUCGUUUGUGGUGUUUGUGGCGAGCGAGAAGGAAGAAGGGUUGUACAACUUGGACUUCCACAACUGCCACAACUACGACCCCACGCAGCCACCCGCCUCCAUCGACAUGACUUUGAUGGUGGUAGAGCUGAACCCUGAUGACAACUACCUCUCUGCUGGAGAGAUGCCGCUGCCUGCGCUGUACUUCAUGAUGUCGCUGCUGUUCCUGCUCUCCGCUGCAUUCUGGUUCUUCUUGCUGCGCAAGAGCAAAGAACCAGUGUUCAAGAUCCACUACCUUAUGGGGGUGCUGGUGGUGAUCAAGUCGCUGUCGCUGCUCUUCCAUGCCAUCAACUACCACUUCAUACAGAUACAGGGCAAACAUAUGGAAGCCUGGGCAGUCAUGUACUACAUCAUGCAUCUGCUGAAGGGCGCUCUGCUCUUCACUGUUCUCGCGCUCAUCGGCUCAGGCUGGGCUUUCAUCAAGCACAUCCUCUCCAGCAAAGAGAAAAAGAUCUUCAUGAUCGUCAUCCCUCUGCAGAUCAUCGCUAACGUGGCCAGCAUCAUCAUCGAGGAGACGGACGAGUGGGACCCCGAGCACGCGGUGUGGGCGCGCCUGCUCUUCCUUGUAGACUUCCUCUGCUGCGCUGCUAUUCUACUGCCUGUCGUCUGGUCUAUUCGACACUUGCAAGAAGCGUCCCAAACUGACGGGAAAGCCGCUGUGAACCUCAACAAGCUGAAGCUCUUCCGUCACUUCUACAUCAUGGUGGUCUGCUACAUCUACUUCACCCGCAUCAUAGUCUACCUACUCAGGAUCACAGUGCCGUUCCAGUACGAGUGGCUGGACGACAUGUUCCGUGAGAUGGCGACUUACGUGUUCUUCGUGCUCACGGGCUACAAGUUCAGACCCGCCAACAGCAACCCUUACUUCCUGCUCAACGAGAAGUUCGACGACGAUGAGGAUGAUGAGGACAUAGUGCUGACGACCACGGGGCUGACAGAGACAGUGAGCCGCUUCAAGAAGGACGUUCCUUCUCGCACGACCUCCUCGUCAGCGCCAGUCAGCGGCUCGUCCUUGAACCGUAAGAAGAAAUACGACUCGUCGGACGCGCUAAGUGAUGAAGUCGUGCACCAAGACGAGCAUGAACUCAACUUCUUGCUCGACUCCAAGGAGGACUCGCAUGACUUGGAUUGAGGGUGGGGGAGUGAGGAGGAACGGGGGAGUCUUGGCUUCCCCGAGGAUGAGGAGCAUUAGUCCCCCUGGGGUCUGGGGCCGUACUAUCAUAAAUCCGCUUAUGUAUACGUAGCGGCCUAAAUACUCGUAGCGUCUUUAGUUCUAGUGGACUGAGUACUCAUAGCGGCCUAAGUACACGUAGCGGCUGAAAACUCUUCUGUAGUUGGUUCGUUUUGAUUUAAAAUACGUCAGUGAUUGGCAGACAGAGUUACGAACAGACUAUUUUUGAUAGUACGGCUCUUGGUCCUCUGUGGGUAUGUAAUUGCUCUGCUGACACGUCAACGAAAUUCAGAGUCGCCCAAGGUUCUCAUUAGCAGAAGCUGGGGCGGCUCUAAAUUUUGCUUGUUUAGGGAUAGUUGUGGGGAACGUCGUGAUUUGCUUUGCUUUUGUGAGUGUUUUGAUGUGUGAGACAUUUAAGCAAUGUGAUUUGUAAGGUAAUUUAAAA